AUGUCUACCUACGCUUUGUCGACCAGCCACAAGGAGAUGCUUGAGAAGUCUCUUCUCGAGUCUGACCCCGAGGUCGCCUCCAUCAUGAAAGAUGAGGUCCAGCGUCAGCGCGAGUCCAUUGUUCUCAUCGCCUCCGAGAACAUCACCUCCCGUGCCGUCUUCGAUGCCCUAGGCUCUCCCAUGUCCAACAAGUACUCCGAGGGCUACCCCGGUGCUCGUUACUAUGGCGGCAACCAGCACAUUGACCAGAUCGAGCUGCUCUGCCAGCGCCGUGCUCUUGAUGCCUUCCACCUCGACCACGAGAAGUGGGGUGUCAACGUCCAGUGCCUCAGUGGCAGCCCUGCCAACCUGCAGGUCUACCAGGCCAUCAUGCCUCCCCACGGCCGUCUCAUGGGCCUCGAUCUGCCCCACGGUGGCCACUUGAGCCACGGCUACCAGACUCCCCAGCGAAAGAUCUCUGCUGUCUCUACCUACUUCGAGACCAUGCCCUACCGUGUUAACCUCGAGACUGGUAUCAUCGACUACGACCAGCUCCAGCAGAACGCUAUCCUGUACCGCCCCAAGGUUCUUGUUGCCGGUACCUCCGCCUACUGCCGUCUGAUCGACUACGAGCGCAUGCGCAAGAUUGCUGACUCCGUCGGUGCCUACUUGGUUGUCGAUAUGGCUCACAUCUCUGGUCUCAUCGCCGCUGAGACUAUUCCUUCCCCCUUCCUGUGGGCUGAUAUCGUCACCACCACCACCCACAAGUCCCUCCGUGGUCCUCGUGGCGCCAUGAUCUUCUUCCGCAAGGGCGUCCGCUCUGUUGACGCCAAGACUGGCAAGGAGACCCUCUACAACCUUGAGGACCCCAUCAACUUCUCCGUCUUCCCUGGUCACCAGGGUGGUCCUCACAACCACACCAUCACCGCUCUGGCUGUUGCCCUCAAGCAGGCUCAGACCCCCGAGUUCAAGGCUUACCAGGAGAAGGUUGUCUCCAACGCCAAGACCCUCGAGGUCAAGUUCAAGGAGCUCGGCCACAAGCUCGUUGCUGACGGCACCGACAGCCACAUGGUCCUCCUCGACCUUCGUCAGUUCAACCUCGAUGGUGCCCGUGUUGAGGCUGUCCUUGAGCAGAUCAACAUUGCCUGCAACAAGAAUGCCAUUCCCGGAGACAAGAGCGCUCUGACUCCUUGCGGUAUCCGAAUUGGUACCCCUGCCAUGACCAGCCGUGGUUUCGGAGAGAAGGACUUUGAGCGCGUCGUCGAGUACAUUGACCAGGCCAUCAAGAUCUGCGUUGAGACCCAGGCUGCUCUGCCCAAGGGUGCCAACAGACUCAAGGACUUCAAGACCGAGGUUGCCAGCGGCAAGAUUGCUAAGAUCAACGACCUCCAGAAGGAGAUUGCUGCUUGGACUAGCACCUUCCCUCUCCCCGUUGAGGGCUGGCGCCUGGAUGCUGGCAUCUAA
Molecule: messenger RNA, 1443 nt
Organism: Trichoderma gamsii
Lineage: Eukaryota; Fungi; Ascomycota; Sordariomycetes; Hypocreales; Hypocreaceae
Product: serine hydroxymethyltransferase
Exons: 4
Coding region: 1-1443 (480 amino acids)
Biological process (GO): folic acid metabolic process; tetrahydrofolate interconversion; L-serine catabolic process
Cellular component (GO): cytoplasm
Molecular function (GO): cobalt ion binding; pyridoxal phosphate binding; glycine hydroxymethyltransferase activity
Source: RefSeq, a predicted model, not a curated record